ACUCCUCUUCUCAUAUCCUGCACAUACAUCAUGCAGACGCAGUGCGACCUUUGAAACGCCCGUGAAAAGGACGACCUUGAUCGGCGACACUUGCCAGAGACGACACCAUCAGCUAUCUUGCCGUGCCUUGGUACUCCUCAACGGGCAACUUGGCACAUUCUUGACGGGACCUCUUCGCAAAUAACACACUACUUGACUGUCACGAUGAAUACCGCCACGACGACAGCAGUGCAUCCUGCGAGUGACGACCACACGCAGCCCGUUCACACCUCUGCCAGGCCCAAUGGCUCUCCUCUGCCCGCUCGAUCGCCCUCAACGACCACGAAACAGGUCAAGAACGCUUCUACCCCGGACGUUCGAACCUCGAAGAAAUACAAGCACGUCUUCGCCAUUCACGCCGACACCCGAGCCUCUAUCUUCAGUAAAGAUGCGACCUCUUCGCCGUCGAAUCAUGGAUUUCGAAACCUGAUGGGUCUGAUCAUCGUGAUCUCAAACCUACGGUUGAUGGUGGAGAACUUCAAGAAGUACGGCAUACUCGUGACGAUCAGUGGAGCAGAAGUCUCGCAGAGCGAUCAGAGGUGGUUUUGGAUACUUUAUGCCCUUACGCCGUGCCAUCUAUUUGUGGCUUACUUGAUCGAAAUGGCCGCUGCGAGGUAUGCGGAAGCGUCAGCAAAGAGGAAGCACGAGACGAAGGAGGAGAAAGAGGUCGAUAAGAAGAAGGCGAACAAGUCCUGGUUUUCGACGUGGAGAAUGGUUGCGUGGUGCCAUGCUGUCAACGCAACGUUCAUGCUGGCGUUCGCGACGUAUGUGGUAUACUAUGGGAUACACAAUCCGGGACUUGGAGCCUUAAGUGAAAUUCACGCUGUGAUUGUCUGGCUCAAAGUUUGCUCAUAUGCCUUCACGAACCGCGACCUUCGUCAUGCCUUUCUCCACCCAGACCCCUCUGGGGUAUCAAAGCUUCCUCUCCUCUACGAAUCUUGCCCGUACCCGCAAAACAUCAACUUCAGCAAUCUCACGUACUUCUGGUGGGCCCCAACCCUGGUAUACCAGCCAGUCUACCCUCGCUCGCCACGAGUUCGAUGGGAUUUCGUCUUCCGACGCUGUUGCGAGUUCUCAUUCCUUUGCGUCCUGGUCUGGCUCACAUGCGCUCAAUAUGCGGUACCUCUACUGCAAAACAGCUUGGAUGAUAUCAGCAAGUUGCACGGAUACAACAUUCUGGAGCGAGUGAUGAAGCUGAGUACGAUCAGUCUGGUCUGCUGGCUUGCCGGCUUCUUCGCACUCUUCCAGAGCUUCCUCAACGCGCUCGCGGAGAUUAUGAGGUUUGGCGAUCGAGAAUUCUACAGUGACUGGUGGAACAGCUCGGAUGUCAGAAGCUACUGGACUUCAUGGAAUAAGCCCGUCUCACACUUCAUGAAGCGACAUGUCUACGCUCCGAUGGUCGGCCGUGGGGUACCACCCGUCCUCGCUCAGUUCCUUACAUUCAUGUUCUCCGGCGUGCUCCACGAAGCUCUCAUUGGAAUCCCAACGCACAACAUCCUCGGUGUCGCCUUUCUCGGAAUGAUGGGUCAGAUUCCGCUGAUUAUCCUCACGGACAUGAUCAAGAAGUUUGGAGGAAAGGGGCAGAAUGCAAAGCUCGUGGGCAAUUUGAUCUUCUGGUUGAGCUUCUGUAUUUUCGGACAGCCGCUGGCGGCGUUGAUGUACUUUUUCGCGUGGCAGGCAAAGUAUGGCGCUGCGGGUUCGAGGCCAGAAUGGCCUGAUCUUCCGAUGAGUUGGAACACAACGAAGACGUAGGGAUUGGGAGGCUUUGAAGUUAAGGCGUUUCUUGCCGCUUGGGGGCGUUCUGUAACAGUCAAUGCCGAGUGUUGUAAUAUGGAAGGCUUUUGAUGCUUCUCCG
Messenger RNA from Zymoseptoria tritici IPO323, 1894 nucleotides. RefSeq lists its product as uncharacterized. Gene Ontology annotation, molecular function: diacylglycerol O-acyltransferase activity. NCBI's taxonomy places the organism in Eukaryota, Fungi, Ascomycota, Dothideomycetes, Mycosphaerellales, Mycosphaerellaceae. Gene Ontology annotation, biological process: triglyceride biosynthetic process. The record is from RefSeq and is a predicted model, not a curated record. Gene Ontology annotation, cellular component: endoplasmic reticulum membrane. The transcript has 2 exons. Bases 205 to 1791 code for a protein of 528 amino acids.